AUGUAUCGAGCUUUCCGCGCCCACUUGGUUGCCUUCGGGGGCAGCGAUGCGCAGGUCGUGCGUGAACUUUUUCAGCUCCUUGAUGCUGGCGCCGCCUCGGAUUGGAGCCAUGUGCGGGCGCUGGUGCAAGGCCGUCCAAGCCUGGAGUGGGCACGCGACUGGCAGGAGAGUCGCAGCGAUGCGCAGCUUCUCUGGGCUCACCCCAAGUCGCACGCCACAGGCGCCCCGGACCAGCAGACGCCGCUUUCAUCCGUCCUCUCUGCCUCCCCGCGGCACCGCUUAGCUGCGAUGCUGCAGAAGUGGGGCCUCACCGAUCAGGAGUCUAAGAGCGGAGCGGAGGCUUCCCUCCAGAAGGCUGCGCUGAAGUUCCUGGCCUUGCCCCGGUCCUCCCUUGGUGGGCUGACCGCGCGGAAGGUCAAGGAGGCUGGGCCAGAAGGCAACCCGGGAGAGUGUGCUCGAGCUGCCACGGCCGAGUGGAGGCGUGCAGCCGCAGACUUGCUCCUGGCGUCCCCGGCUGCAGAGGGCCUGGUCUCUCACCAGGACUCCUCCGGGCGAACGGCGCUGCACCACGCAGCUGCCGCCGGCGAUGCACACAUGGUCGAGGUGAGAAGGGUUUCUGUGGAACUGGAAGGCGAGGUCGUUCUUUCAAGGCUCAGUCUGGGAAAGUCCAGCGCAGAUUCCUCCUCCGAAUCAUAA
Molecule: messenger RNA, 696 nt
Organism: Symbiodinium sp. CCMP2456
Lineage: Eukaryota; Dinophyceae; Suessiales; Symbiodiniaceae
Source: the annotation of a GenBank genome assembly